AACUAUAGGAUUGGGAAACUUAUCCACAAACAAGAGAGAUAGAGUGAUGAUCUCAUCAAGAGAGGGAUUCAAUUUACAAACUUGAGAGGGAGAAAAGAUUGUGGGUUUUCGUUUUCGGAAGAAGAAAAGGGAAAGUUUCAUCAAAAGUCCAAAACAAGCAACAGAUAAGACUGAAUUCCAAGCACAGCCAUCCAUGGCUUCUCUCUCCAGCUUCUUCUCCUUCCUCUUACCCUCUAAACCACCGCCCCCAAAACCCCACCAGCCCCUCAUUGCCUCCUCCCCUUCUCCGCCGAAUCACGCCUCCGCUCAGUUUCAAACACUGAAAUCCAGGGAUGGAUCGGUUGCCCUAAAGCCCCAACAGGGUCCCAACCAUUCGGAGCCCUUAUCCGCGGAAUUGGCCUCCGUUAUCUGUCCCUCCCUCGCCUUCGCCAACACAAUGUUCUUCAGAUCCGCUUAUAAUGUUCAGGUGAUUGUGGAUGAUAAUGAACCCGAGGAGCGCCUUCUCAACAGAUUCCGGCGAGAGGUUAUGAGGGCUGGCGUGAUUCAGGAGUGUAAGAGACGGAGAUUCUUUGAAAACACUCAAGAUGUUAGGAAGCGCAAGACUCGCGAGGCUGCUAAACGCAACCGCCGCAGGCGACCACAGGCAAGAUUUACACCACAGAACAAGCAGGAUGUGCCUGCAACCAAGCAAGAAGCUGAUGAUGACAACUGGGAUUUACCUGAAGAAGAGGACAUUCCUUAUUAACUUGAUCCGGAAGUUCGCCCUCACCAAAUGUUUAAUGUUUUCUGAUUAUCUUUUGAUUUUGGGGAGCUGUUAAUUCUCUGUAAUGUAAGUUAUUUUCCAUGUAAUAUCUUCUUUAGUUGAGAAGUUUUUGCAAUAUUUCUUUUGAAUAAAUAGAAAUGAUCAUUCCUUUUACAUAUAA
Messenger RNA from Cucumis melo (muskmelon), 923 nucleotides. RefSeq names its product 30S ribosomal protein S21, chloroplastic. The coding region runs from base 194 to 745 and encodes 183 amino acids. The record is from RefSeq and is a predicted model, not a curated record. Gene Ontology annotation, biological process: translation. Lineage: Eukaryota; Viridiplantae; Streptophyta; Magnoliopsida; Cucurbitales; Cucurbitaceae. Gene Ontology annotation, molecular function: structural constituent of ribosome. Gene Ontology annotation, cellular component: ribosome. The transcript has 2 exons.